AUGUGUUUCAAUGCUGGUUGCAGAGCGCGAAACGCGAACAUCAACUUGACGUUAAGGUACAGUCCGCAAAAGCAGGAUGGGCGUAGUGGGCGAGAGAUUCGAAGCUCAGUGUGCUACCUUACGGUAGCGCUAGUAAGACCGGACGGCCACACACCAUUUAUUUUACCAUUCUUUACUCCCUAUGCUCGCCUGACCGACAGACGAUACCAUGAUGAAAUAUUGUUAACCCGACAAGAAGCCAAGAACAGUUUGCAUGUAGACUUAUUGCAGAGACGUGGUGCAUUGGAACAGCUCCGAGCGCGAUUACUAACUUCGAAUGACGAUGUAAAUGAACAUCAUCUGGGCGUCCGACGCUUUAAUGAGGAUCUCACUGCUUUUCGAAAAAAAUUGCGAUUGGACUUCGAGGAGCUCGGCGAAACCCGUGUAACUGGGGUGGGUCGCAAAGAACUGAUAAUCGCACGGGAGCUUGAGCAAGCUGCGGCACGCUUCGAAAUGUGGGAACUAGAGGAAACGUCUCAACCAAAGUGCUGCGCAUUCGUCGGACGGCUCGGGCGGCCUUUAGCGGCGAAGUCCAAGGGCACGCUUAGUGGCAGCUCAGAGCAGUACCUUCAGAGGCUUCUGGGAGGUCCUAUGCUUGGAUGCUGUGAGAGCCGUGAAAUAGUUACCGGGAAACGGUCAGGCACGGGGGAGACCGAGGAAUCAGGUGCCGCCUCACUUCAACGGAGUGUUGUGCGAUGCCUGGACGGGAAACAAAGCAAGGUCGAAUCAGGCGAAAACAACAAGCAGCAAGCGGGCGAUACACGGCAGGAGGUGCGGCAGGAGGUGCGGCUAAAAGUCAAGUUUUGGCCAAAAGCGAAGGACUAUCACGCUGCCAAGAAGGCUUAUGUCAUUCAGCAUGCGAUACGGUCCGCGAUCAAAACAGUAGACUCUCGCCGUGAGGAAGCCAUUGAUGUUGAUAGCGUGGAGCAGACGCAAACCGUCAUUCAAGCGCGCACCCAUGAAGAAUUGAGAGCCGCUCAACUUCGCAGCGACAAGCGCAAAUGCAGCCAAUCCAAGUCGAAGUCUCGGGAAAAUCGCUUAAAGCAAAUCGCUACCAUGACUCCCCAGCGCCUCAAGUCUAGCAUAGAAUCACCGACUGCAAACUUUCUUCAGGGAACAUCCUCCUCCAAAGGACGUGAAGCUACCGUCAAUAAUGUCAAGCAGAGCCAGCAGCCUGAAUCUGCGCACGACAGAGCUCUUGCCGGCAGUGCCCUUGACUUUUGUGCGGUGAGGCGUUCGCGAGCAAGUUGGCGUCAACUCAUAACGACUCCGUCGAGUGUGAAUAACCCUGCUUGGAACUAGAAAGAUAACCGCACGCGCAAAGUCUGAUAGCUCCCAGGCCCAGGCUGGACCACCCUUCGUCCCAUCGCAAGGCUGCUAAGACCAUAACCCGCCCGCCUGAUCCUGCUUUCUGCUGCAGGUCGACACACCGGCUGGUCGAUAGACAGCUGGAUGCUGGUUCGUGAUUUGCAGACGUACCAGGCACAGGCCUAAUCUAGAGCGCACUAGAAGCAGCCCGUGUGUGAAUAAAUAGGCGUUUUUUAC
This is a messenger RNA of Aureococcus anophagefferens, 1584 nucleotides long. RefSeq names its product expressed protein. NCBI's taxonomy places the organism in Eukaryota, Pelagophyceae, Pelagomonadales, Pelagomonadaceae. The coding region runs from base 1 to 1341 and encodes 446 amino acids. The transcript is spliced from 7 exons. The record is from RefSeq and is a predicted model, not a curated record.